AUGACAUGGAGGACACCGUCGACGACUUCAUCUGCGCUACAGGCUAAUGGUGGCAAGUCUGCAAUCGCCACCGACGCCAACGUCUUCAAGAAGAUCCUUGGCAAGGCCACCGCUGCAAUGAAGAAGGUCAAGCAUCGCCACCAGAUCUCCGACAAGGUCAAAGACAUAAAGAAGCUCUCCAACGAGUUGGCUGAGCUCCGUGCCAAGUACACACAGCUAGAGGCGUGGGAGCUGAUCUUGCCGCGAGCAUCGCAUCGACCCCGUGUCCUCAAUCUCUACAAGAAAGAGUCGGAUCUCGUUGGCAUCGAAGAGUCAAGGGACAGAGUCAUCAGGAUGCUAUCUAUAGGGACCAAAGAUGAUGCUCAUGCUCAUGCUUCUGAUCAGGACCUAAAGGUAGUGUCUAUAGUCGGGUUUGGAGGAUUGGGUAAGACUACGCUAGCCAUAACGGUGGUUGAUAUGCUUAAGAAACAAUUCGGUUGUUCUGCUUUUAUUUGUGUUGGUAGCACUCCUAAUCUGACUAGGACAUUUGAGAAGAUAUUAGUGGAAUUCGAUAAGAAGUAUAAGCAAGUCGACAUGGCCAGAUGGGAUAUAGAGCAAUUUGGAAACGAACUGCAUGAAUUCUUAACGGAUAAGAGGUACUUCAUUGUUGUUGAUGACAUAUGGGAUGUUGAAUCGUGGAAAGCGAUCAGAUAUGCCUUGAAGGACAAUAAUUGUGGAAGUAGAAUUAUCAUGACUACUCGUAAUUUUGAGGUUGCCACAAAAGCAGGAGAGAGCCAUAAAGGAGAAAGUGUUGAUGGUGUAUCAGAUGAAUUGUCUAGUAAAAUCAUAGAUAAGUGUGGCGGCAUACCAUUGGCUAUCAUUGCAAUGGCUAGUUUAUUGGUUGAAAGACCAUAUGAUGACUGGUCAAAGGUUUAUGACUCAAUUGGUUUUGGGAAUGGAGACAAUACAACGAAGAUACUCUCAUAUAGCUACUUUGAUCUACCUUCUUAUUUAAAACCAUGUCUACUGCACCUAAGCAUAUUUCCGGAAGAUAAUAUCCAUGGUAAAAAGAGUGUCAUUUGGAUGUGGAUAGGUGAAGGUUUUGUCCAUCUUGAGAAAGAGGACGGCAGCCUAUUUGAGGCUGGAGAAAGAUACUUCAACGAGCUUGUCAAUAGAAGCAUGAUCCAAACGAUGGAAGACAGAUAUGAUCGGUUCACACAAUGGUUCCUUAUUCAUGAUAUUGUGUUUGAUCUCAUCAGCAAGUUGUCGAGAGAUGAAAACUUUGUUACGUUUUUGGGAAGCAUGGAGCAACAUGCUUCUCCAGACAGUUUAAGGAGAGAGAAGAAUACCAGCAUGCCUCGUUCGGACAGCAAGGUACGCCGGCUGGCUGUCAAAAAUCACCAUGUGCAACGCAUCCGUGAAGACGCCAUGGACAUGCCAGAGGUGAUGAGGUCACUUAACAUUUUUGAUAGUAAGAUUGAGGUUAUGUCCCCACUUCAUAGCUUCAGAGUUUGCCGUGUGCUAAACAUAGAAAACUGCUACGUCCCGAUUAGCCUAAAGCAUAUAGGGAAGUUGUUGCAUCUCAAGUACUUAGAGAUAUCUGACACACCUGUUGAUGAGCUUCCUAAGGAAAUUGGGCAUCUGAAGUCUCUCCAGACACUGUACUUUGAGAAAACAGGGCUAGACGAGCUGCCACCGGCUGUUUGUUCGCUUACACAGCUGAUGUGCCUGGUAGCUGUUGGGUUUAGAAGGUUGCCAGCUGACAGGAUGGGGAGCCUAACAUCCCUUGAGGACCUACGGCUAGACAGCGUAGUUGGUCGGAAUGCCACUGAGGACCUGGUGGUAGCGCUUGGGAAGCUGACGAGGCUGAGGGUGGCCACUAUCACCUUUUCCGAGGAACUAGAUGAAAACUUGCAAAAAGCAUUGGUGCAAUCUCUUUGCAAUCUGCAGGAACUCCGAGAACUAGUGCUUCCUUCUACAGGAUCAGCGCAACAGGGAGCCAAUGCGUGGGAAGACUGGGAGACACCUAGGCAGCUCCGUCAACUGCUUAUACACUGCAUCAUUUUGUCACGGCUGCCUCGGUGGAUCAAUCGCUGCAGCCUGCCCUGCCUCUGCUCCUUAUCUGUGAUCGUGUAUACUGUUGAAAAACAGGACCUAGAUAACCUGGCGAGACUGCCAGAGCUGAGCUACCUCCUGCUAGGGGUUUCAACUGGCCUCCAGGGUAUACUGUUGCGCUCAAGUUUCAUGCCAAGGCUCGAAGAGCUGUGGUUUAGCGUUUAUGCAGGGUAUUGGAGUUGGGUAGUAAAUGAUGUGCUGUUGGAGCAGUUCCCAACAAAGGAUGAAAUCGAAGAUCUUGACUUGGGCCUGGAUAACCUCCUUUCACUUGAGAAAGUCACCGUCACAGUCUUCUGCUCGGGUGCUACUGCCGCAGAAGUGCAGGAGGUGGAGGACAUGGUCACGCGUGCGGUGGAAAAUCAUCCCAACCGCCCAACUAUAAAAGUGGAUCGAGCAGGUGAAGAAAAUAUGUUAUCUGACGAAAAAAGCGAGGAUCUGCUUCAGCAACACAUUCAACCACGUUGCCGUGUGCUCCGGUCGAAGGAUGAUCCUGAUGCUAGGUUCAUCGCCCACCUGCAGUCGUACCGACUUCUUCAGAAAGCCGUUAUUUCCAUCGACUGUGCGGGUGCCAGCCUGUGUGAGGUGGAGAAAAUGGAACCAGCUUUUAGGCAUGCAGCCGAGGUUCACCGUAAUCAUCCGACUAUCCAUCUGAUCAGAACAAACACCGACGAAAUGGUCUCCUCAUCUGACCAUCCCGACACAGAGACAAUCCCAAUGCCAAAGAAAAAUGGGUAUCCAACAAUGAUCUUAUACAGUGAGUGGUCGGUUUGUGUUGGGAUAACGGAUCCCAACAGAAUGAGGCAGCCGGUUGCUCUGGCACCAAUCAUCCUAGAUGAUGCUAUUAGCUCAUGGAUGAUGGCAGGGUACAAGGGCCUCUCGGCGCUUGUUUGCCGUUGA
Molecule: messenger RNA, 2991 nt
Organism: Miscanthus lutarioriparius
Lineage: Eukaryota; Viridiplantae; Streptophyta; Magnoliopsida; Poales; Poaceae
Source: the annotation of a GenBank genome assembly